Messenger RNA from Tuber melanosporum (Perigord truffle), 2419 nucleotides. RefSeq lists its product as uncharacterized. The record is from RefSeq and is a predicted model, not a curated record. The coding region runs from base 169 to 2328 and encodes 719 amino acids. Lineage: Eukaryota; Fungi; Ascomycota; Pezizomycetes; Pezizales; Tuberaceae. Gene Ontology annotation, cellular component: membrane. Gene Ontology annotation, biological process: transmembrane transport. Gene Ontology annotation, molecular function: sulfate transmembrane transporter activity. The transcript is spliced from 6 exons.
ACCACUCUACCUCACACAGCGCCCCUCCCUCGAAGACCACUGUGAAGGACUGUCCAUUCCAUUUGUUACCUUCCUCCUUAAUGAACCCCACAUAACCAAAGGCUGUCUACUUUUUCCUUCGUAUACCUUCCUCUUCUUCUUCCCCCCCUCUCUCCCCCACCUCCGACAAUGACCAGUCCCAGCAGACCCGUGAAAUCCCAUCAUGCCGAUCCAAACCCAUUCACCCGGCUGAUCCGCGAUUCCGAAGGAAGUACCGAUCAUGGUACCUUCACCUCCCAACACUUCCGCGACUCCCGUCCAGGCUCUCCUCGCGUCGUUCCUAUAACCGCAGGGUCGGAGCCCACUGACUCGAUACGCUCAGGUAUUUCCGGACGUGGGACCUUCCUUAAACGAGCCACGACGACGGCGGAGUUGGCGGAGAACGCGGGGGUCAAGAGGCCAUGGCUCAUGUACAUGAGUUACUACAUACCAUGUAUUGGCUGGGUCGGGAGGUAUGAGUGGAGUUUUUUACUCGGAGAUGUCAUUGCUGGAGUGACUAUGGCUUCAUUCUACAUCCCAAUGGCACUCUCGCUCUCGGCGAAUCUGGCGCAUUUACCGCCUAUUCACGGGUUGUAUGGGUUCGCCAUUCAGCCGUUGGUUUACUCUCUUCUCGGAUCUUGUCCUACUAUGGCUGUCGGCCCUGAGGCUGCAGGGUCACUACUCUUAGGCUCGGCAAUUAGGCUAACGAACGAGCACCAUGGAUCUCCGUUCGACGAUCACGACGGAAGCGAUUUUCAGAAUGCUAGGCUUGCGGGGCUCAUCACUGCCAUGACUGGAUUAAUUGCGUUUGUAGCUGGCUUCGUCCGACUUGGGUUCUUGGACAGUGUUCUCAGUCGACCGCUAUUGCGAGGCUUUAUCUCCGCUGUUGGAUUUGUCAUCCUCGUGGACCAGUUGAUUCCAGAAGCAGGUCUAAUCAACCUUGCCAAGGAGCAGGGUAUCACCCACGCUAGCACAUUCGCAAAAGCAGUCUGGCUGAUCAAGAACUUCAAAAACGCCCACGGCCUGACCUUCGCCGUGGCAGGCGUAUCCUUCAGCAUAAUAAUAAUUGGCCGUCAUUUAAAGAAGAAGUUUGAAAAGCGAGCACCAUACAUCGUCUUUCUCCCCGACCGCUUCCUCGUCGUGAUUCUCUCGGCAAUCUUCACAUACGUGCUCUGCUGGGAUAAGCAGGGACUCGAUAUUCUAGGGAAUGUAGACACAUCUGGCGGUGUUUUCCGGUUCCAUUUUCCGUUCCAAUUGCAGCAUGUUACCAAGCUCAGAGAAACCCUAUCAACUGCAUUCCUGAUAUCCGUGUUGGGAUUCUUCGAGUCCGUUGUAGCCGCCAAGAGUCUAGGAACAACGCUCGACCUCAACAUCUCCUCAAAUAGAGAACUCAUAGCCUUAGGCACAGCGAACAUGCUAGGCGGGUGCUUUCAGGCCCUCCCAGCAUUCGGUGGGUACGGUCGUAGUAAAGUCAACAAAGCCACCGGCGGCAAAACACCCGUCAGCAGCAUGGUCCUAAGCACACUCACAAUCCUUUGCGUCUACUUUGUCCUCCCAUACUUCUAUUACCUCCCCCGCUGCGUCCUCUGUGCCAUGAUCUCAGUGGUGGCCGUAUCCCUCCUAGAAGAAGCCCCAGAGGAUAUAUCCUUCUUUUUCCGCAUCCGCGCAUACGGCGACCUAGCAACAAUGCUUCUGGUUUUCCUAACCACAAUAAUCUGGUCGCUAGAAACCGGCAUUGCAAUCGGUGUCGGCAUCUCGCUGAUCCAGGUAAUCCGCAACAGCACGCACGCGCGCAUCGAGAUCCUCGGCCGCGUGCCGGGGACAGACACCUUCAAGUCCGCGGAGGAAGUCCCCGCCUCAGAACUGGAAGAAGUUGAAGGCUGCCUGAUCGUGAAGAUGACAGAAGCACUAACAUUCGCCAACACUGGCGAACUGAAGAACCGCCUGCGAAGGCUUGAGCGCUACGGAGACGUGCGCGCGCACCCCUCACUACCCAGGCUCCGGGGCCUGGGCGAUACCGGAGGGGGUGGCACGAACAACGUGAUCUUCGACGUGAAGGGCGUGAAGCGCAUGGACGGCAGCGGUACACAGGUGCUCCGCGAGAUAGUGGACGGGUACGUGAAGCAGGGUGUCGCCGUGUGGUUCUCCCGAGCUCCCAGCGUGAAUUCUCGCCUUUGGAUGGGCUUCGUUGAGAGCGGGAUUAUGGAGAGGGUCGGCGGUAGGGAGCACUUUGUUGGGAGUAUUGAUGAAGCACUAAGGCUUACGGAGGGGAGUAGAGGGGCUAGCCGUGCCGGGGAAGUCGGUGUUUAGUUUAAUUUACGGGGAAGGGGUGUAUUAUACCGACAUUCUAUAUAUCAUAUACAUUGCAUGGAAACGAGAAUACACGAUUUAUUUUUUUGGA